UGACAUUUUCCGAUGAAAUUCAGUCAUGAAUCAUGUUUGCCCCGAUAACCAUGGCCGCGGCGUGUGAGAUGGCCCCCCGUUAGCAUGUGGGCGGGCAUGCACCAAGCCCUGAUGAUGCCAGGAUCCGAGUGACCUGACCUGACCUUGCGCCAUGAGCUCGUUCUCAGGCAAGAUAAAGGAGUUCCCGCAGAUCUCCGUGGACAGGUUCGAUGGCCGUAACCUCGCCAGUACCGCUUAUUUCCUCAGCCAUGCCCAUUCCGAUCACAUGAUUGGGUUGAGUUCACCCCAGUUCUUGGAUCACCUAGAGAGUAAUAGUGGCGUCUAUCUUUACUGCUCUGCUAUCACGGCUCGCUUUCUGCAAGCAUCUAUCCGACACCGCCCUUUGGACCCAUUCGUGAGGCCAUUACCUCCUGAAGAACCUGUCAAGAUAACAGUUCCCAAUGUUGCUGAGGAAGCCAGCCAUCAACUCUGUGUCACUCUUAUACCUGCGGGACACUGCCCAGGAUCAGUCAUGUUCUUGUUUGAGGGAAGAGGAGGAACUGUUUUAUACACUGGGGAUUUCCGUACAAGUGUAGGAGAUGUAGAAAGAAUACGAGCAUUACACAACUCAGAUGGCACUGUUAAGGCUGUAGAUUCUUUACAUAUAGACACCACUUUCUGCCACCGUGAUAUCUUGCACUUUCCCUCAAGAGAGGAUAGUUCAUCUGCCAUCUGUGAUCUUGUAGAAGACUGGCUGGCAAGAGGAAAUAACCAUCUCAUACACCUUGUGUGCCCAGCAAAAUAUGGGUACGAAUAUGUAUACCGGAGCCUCCAUGAACGCUUUGGGAUGCGUGUGCACGUCAGUCGGUGGAAGUAUCGCAUGUAUGACACGGUACCAGAAAUUCAGGAUGCACUUACCCCAGAUGCAACUGAAACAUGGAUUCAUGCCUGUGAUUGGAGGAUGAGAGAAAUUGAGGAGGGUGAAGACCAGAGUGACCGCCAGCUUCCAUGCAGAUGUGUUCCGUUUGGAGUAGAUACAGCACCAAGUAUACGAGUUAUUCGACCGUCGGCAAUGUUUUACACAGUCUAUCAGUCUGCUAAGGAGGUCAAGCAAGUCAAUAGAGAUGGAAGUUUCUGCAGAGUGCUGUUAUCCAUGCAUGCGUCUUGUUCCGAAGUUCUGGAUUUGGUAUCAUAUCUGCGGCCAAGAAAGGUCUACCCAAAUGUCAUUCCUAUGAAUUCUUCAAAGGAAGAGGUUUUGAAACUUCUUCAUGAGGCCUUGAAUCGCUCUGGAGACCACUAUAGCAUUGAGUAUGGUGGCUCUCAACGCCGGAGUUUGGGUUCCUUUAAGAGACAGUUGCAAAGCAAUGAGAGCAACAGCAGUACACUAGAGGCAGCAAUGUUAGAUGGAUUCCUGACUUCCCCAAGUAAACGUCGGAGGCACAGUGACAGCAACAUGACUUUAGUCCUCCCAACUCCUCGAGGCAAUAUGAAGGGAUCACUCAGCCUGGAAGGAGAAGCCAGAUGUGAUGCUUCUGAGGGCAAUGUAGCAGGUACCUCAGGGAAUCCAGGGACUCAGGGAUCACCAGGGAUCAACUUGGAGUGGAUUGAUCCUUACACUCCAUCCCCCACUUCAUCUGCAUCUUGUAAAUAUGUGACCACCCCAACUUCUAGUCAAGACGAGCAACAGACGAGUUCAAAAUCAUACAAUUCUGCUAAAGUCAACCUUAGCAGCAAGUUAGAAACUGCCAAUGUAGGAAAUAUUGUAAGUGAUAGUGCAAUAAGAAAUGUGAUAGUCAAAGUUUCCCCACCUGUGACCAGUAGAGUUGUAAGUGCUGGAAUAAGUGUCAAGGGUAGUGAUAUUGGUAGGUAUGGUUAUAGUCCCCAACAGAUGUCGGUUGAUGCUGAUGAAGAAGGGGACAACCAGUCAAUAAGUAGCUUGGUUAAAAGUCAAGAUAGCAUUGACUUAGCUAGUGUAUUUUCUGAUGAUGUUGGAGAGAGCUCAGUGAUGACAGACUUGAAAGAUGAAAGACCAUCAUCAUCUGCAGGUGUUGCUGGGGAAAGUGACAUCAAACGGAGCAGGAAGAUGUGGUACAAACACAAGUAUUUUUCCACACCAGUUCAUGAUGAAGGAGACAAGCGACUUAAACUGGAACCUAAACCCUCAUUUGGACCGCGAUCAUCCUCACUUCCUCUCCCAGAGCCUGACCGUGAAGGGAUAGUUUCACCUGAUUUAUUCCCAAGUCCUGAAGCAGAUCGUAGUCUUCCUCUCAUCACUGUUUCUUCUCCAUCAGAUCAAGCCAGUGAGUCGCAGGUAUCUGAUGAGACUAACGUUACCAUUGUCUUAAGUGGCAGCUCGGGAGAACCAUCUGACCUUGAUGUCAUGUUAGUGGAUGAACUUCCAGCAGACCAUACUCUGUGUUCUGAAUCCCCUCACUCGGUGAGUCCCUCAAUCCCAAGACCUUCAGUAAUUUGUGGCCCACCACUUGUUACUGCUCUACUUGACAAAGAUUCAGGAACUGGUUCUGAAGUGAAUACACACUCAGUCAUCUCAUCCCCAAGUGAUUCCUCCAACAGCGAUUCAGCAGGGUCAGGACGCAGCGUCCCUCCACUGAAAUCUCCAGUGCCCAGUAACUCCCCAAAAGUAGUAGACCUUGUAAGUGAUAGUGACUGCACACCAGAACUAGAAGACUUGUUAAUACGCACGCACCAGGUCACAGGAGUCACAGUGAAAACCCAGGAUUGUUCGGGGAGAUCUUCGUGCCUCAAGACCACAAGAAGGAGAGAUAAUGAAGUUGAAGUUGUGACUUUGGAUCAGCAACGCCUAUGAAGCAAGACUUUUUCCUGUGAUGCAAAAACAAGCUGAAAUAUGCCGAUAUUUCCUCAUGAUGUGAAAAGCCAGACCUUGUGUGUUUAACGCCUACAGGAUGUCAUUAUAGAAUUAUACCUGUUGUGAUAAAAAAACAAUUCCUUGGAGAAUAUGUAUAUCUUCUGCACUCUUUUUGUAAUUAUUAGAAGACAAGUAGGAAUGUAUUACACCUAUUUUGAAAAUCAGCUUUGACUGUUAAGUAUUUUUCAAACUUAAUUCUGUAAGUUUUAUAUGUUACAAAGUUUAGCACAAAAUCUGUUUCUGUAUGUUUUAUUUGUGAUACAGAAAAGCCAACUAUAUUUAAUUAUUAUUAAUAUAUAUAUAUAUAUAUAUAUAUAUAUAUAUAUAUAAAUUUUUGUUUGUUUAAUUGUUUCCAGAGUGAGUUGAUAUACUUAUUCAAAACUGAUUAAAGAGAGAACUACUAAGGAAACUUGUUUUAUAUACUCUUUUGCUUAAUCUUUUUUUUUUUUUCUUUUGUUUUUUAUGCGUAUAUAAAAAUGAAGAUUAAGCAUGUGUGCAUGCUCGUAUUUGUGAGUGGGUAUGGGCAUUUAUACAUUCAUAAAUGUGUGUAUAUAUGCACCUUUGCAUACUUGUGUGUCUGUAUGCAGGACCAUAUGCAUAUUUAUAUCUGCAUUGUGUGCAUGUAUGCAUGUCUGUCCACGAGAGCACCCUUGACCUUUCUACUGUUCCAAGACCGUGAAUUUCCUUACAGGUUCCUUUCUCAUCUUAUAUCUGAAUAUCAAAUCAAUUUGCUUCAGCCAUGAACAGACAAGUUUUGCAGAUUGCCUUUAACUUGGGGCAUUUUCUUUGGAUGGUUGGCCUGUCAGCUGGACCAGCAUGAGGGAAACCUAUUUACAUGUGUUUGUGUAUAUACAUAGAUAGUCUAUACUCUGAUAUGUGUUUAUAUACAAUUGGAAAUGUGUUUGUAAAUCUGUUUGGCAUUAUGAAGGUGCUUUAGCACACAUUUCUGUGAAAACCCCUGCCAGUGGGAAGUGUUUGAUAUUACUGUAAGUAAAUCUCCAACAUGAAAUUGGCAAAGAGAAACAUAAAAAACAUGUUUGACAUGUACAGAAAUUAAAUAUUUCUGCAACUAAGGUCUUGAGAAAAAUCAUUUUUUUAUUUGUAUUUGACAUACCAGUUAGUACUACUGUAAAUAUUAUUUAUAUAUGUCUGUAAAUAACUCGUAAGAAGCAUUUGUUGAUUUUUUUUAUCUUUAUCUUUUCAUUUUCUGUAAGAAGCAUUUGUUGAUUUGUUUUAUCUUUAUCUUUUCAUUUUCUCUCUUUUCAAUUUCUCUGUCAAUCUUUAACAGCCUUUAAGGUGCUAAAACAUUUGACUCAGAAGAGUUUUAAUGUACCAAGCACUUUAAUACACUAUGUUACUAGAUUUACACUGCUAUGUCUUGCGAGUGAAUUUCAGUAAAUAGUGUUGUUUUCAAAUAUGUAACAGGUUCAGCUAUAUUUUGUUACACAUGUUAUUCACUGGCAUUCCAAGAUAAUUUUUUUUUUCUUUCUUUCUUUCUUUUUCUUUUUUUUUUUAUCUUUGAUACAUGACCUUUACUCUUAUCAGAAGUGUGGAAAUCAUGAAUAUAUCCAGUCACAAAAUGCAGUGUAAUAGACUAGCAUUAAAGAAAAGUGAGCUCGUAUAUGAAUAUUAGCAAUUUAAACAGAAGUUAAUAUCUACAUUGAUGGUCACAUUGUAUGCUAAACAGUUAUGAUGGUUUUUUAAAGGGAAAUGACUGCAUUUUUGGUAAUUUGAAAUGGAAGGUAAUGAAAAUAGCAGUGAUCUAUAAAAGGAUACAGAGGUAUGUAGGAAGCCUAUUUGUGAUGACUGAAACUGAGUCAUGUUCAAAAAGAUGGGGAGUAGUGGAUUUUGUGAACUUUCUGUGGGAAUUUUGAUAAUGUGCUAAAAUGUUAAUUAUUGUUUGUUAGUAAAAUCUCAAAUAUUUUUGGUUAAUCUUUAUUGUUAUUAUUUACAUUGACUGAUCCAUGAACAGAAUUUCUUCAGCUUUUGUAAAGAUUUGUUAGCAUUUAUUAUACAGGGUUAGUGCAAUUCAAUAAUUAUUUACUAUCUAAGGUCAGUAGCUUAUUAGAUAAUGUAUAUAUACUUAUUGCAUAGGCAUAAUACUUGAUGCUUUAAUAUACAAGAUCAAAAAAAAAAAAAAAAAAAAAAAAAAAAUGCAGGUCCCUGCUUUUUUGUACAAAUUAGUAGAAAGAGCUUUAUGCCUCACAUGUCUUUGGUGAGUUACAUAUUUCCUUUAAGUAGUAACUGUUGUAUAAGUAAGGGGACAUUGUGAUAUUUAUGGAGCCAAAAGUGAAAUACCUUAAAUUGUUGUUUAGAUUUAUAUAUAUAUAUAUAUAAAUAUGAUAUUUCCCUUCAGAUAUCAUGUAUGACAUAGUCACACCACAGCUCCUGUUACUUUCAGAAAUAUGAUCUACCUAAAGCUGUGGUGUUGUCUUUAGAGAGAGAUAUUGGUGGGAAACUAAAGUAAAGAAAAUGUAGCAAUUAACACUGGUCUACACCUUACACGUUAGGAUCUUAGUAACCGUAGUGUUUGUAAAAGAUGAAUCAUAAUUGAUGUUCUUUAUCAAUUAACCCAAUGACGCUGGGUUGUAUGUAGCCCUGGGCGGAUAGUAUUCCAGGGAUGCCAUAAAUCUUGCAGGCCGCUGUGCCUCCACUGACCGCUUGCAUUGUGUAUAGCAUGUCAUAUAGCCUUUUACUCUUCUUUGUUUACUUGUUUCUUUUGUUGGUGCUUCAUUUCUUAUAUACAAUUUUGUGUCUUACCAUAUAUAGCCAUGUAUGUCAGCCAUUUUAGCAGUUAUGUAUAUAUAUAUAUUUUUUUUUUUUUUUUUUUUUUUUUUUUUUUUUAUUAAUUCAUAGACACAUAGAAGAUAUUGUCUAAUUGAGUUAUCUGUCUAUUAAGAUUCUAGGUUUAUGUGAAAAGGAAAAAAAUGGAGGUUUGCUACUUUACAUGAUUUUGUUACAAACAGAAUAAUGAUACUGGAUAAUUCUUUACAGUACACUCACCAGAGACUAAGUCCCCAACUCCACAUCAGACUAUUCCAAGUCUAAAUUGCAGUGAGGUAGUGGUACUGCCUGAGGGGAGGGUUGAUGAGGUGCUAUGCCCAGCAAACAUUAUCUUCACUUUCCUAUGCAUAACUCUGGAGGACUGAGUGGACUUAGGCUAUGAGUGGCGCUUUCCAUGAUCAUUUUCCUUUAUUUUUGGUGUAACUGCUAGAUUCUGCUGAUCAUUUCUUGUAGCAAUGACUACAACUUUUUGUCCUCUACAAGAAUAUCAUAUUCAGUUUGCCCUACUUAGUGUGUCCAUACCGCAAAGAUUAACCUGAUACUGUAUUUAUAUUCUUCUCAAAUAGAUACAUAGAAAAAACAGAAAAAGAAUUAACAGGAAGAGGCCAUUGAUUAGCCUACUUAGCAAGAGUUGGAGAUCCACCAAAUCUGAAUGCAUUUGCUCAGGUUCUUGUAUGUGCAUGUGCACAAGCAUACAUGCAACCCCCCCCCCUCCCCCCCACACACACACACACACACAAGAGAGUGAGUGAGUGAGUAUGAGUGUCUGAUGUAGUGGAUCUCCAACUGUAUCAAACUCAAACUUUAACUUGUCACUGAUGCUUUUUUUUCUGUUGACAAGCCCUGUUGUCACUGGCACAAUCAUAAUAUUGUCACUAUCCUCACUUGAAAACAGUCAAAGAAAGGAUACAUUGCAGGAUAGGGACUGAAAGAUCUGCUAGGUGGUGAAUAGCUGCUGGUUGCAGUCUUGAGUGAGAGCAGCAACACAAGCAGUGUAAAGAUAGCUAGAAACCAUAGGAUAAACUAUGGUUAAGGUGUGGGAGAUGACUAAAGUGAUUCAGUGCUGUUGUGCACCCCCUAAUGUACACUUGUCCUGCAAGUUCAAGAAAAGGGUAAGCUGGAGAAGCUAAAUAUAAUGGUGUAAACCUCAGGUAAGGUUUGCAUACAUAAAACUAUAAGGUUCUUGAAACUUGAUUUUUUUUUAAGUGAUUGAGGUAGUUACAAAUAUUAUUAAUAUCAUCACUAUAAUCCAAGCAUCUAUAUUGCCAAAUAACAUGAAAUAAUCACCAAAGCCAGGAGGAAUUAUUUUUCUGAAUCACUUUAUGCAAGCUGGCGUCAGUGGGUUAAAUUACUUGAUGGCGAAGAUAUCUGUACUACAAUAAAUCUGGAAUGGAGUGGGGAUAUUUAAUCAAAACUAUAGAAAAACAUUAUUCAAACUUGUACGAAAGGUUUUAAAUUGUAUGCUGUCUUACCUUUCUUUAUGAAAAAAAUUGUAUAAUUCUCCUAAACAGAAAGUUUUAUCAGUCCCACCAUUAUCUUAUUAGUGCCAUAUGGUCCAUAUUGCCAGGAGCUAUAAGCUAUUCAUCUACUAUUUGUUAUCUUUUGUAGUUGUCCCCUUAAUGUACAGCUUUUACUCUACUUCAACAUCUCUUUCUGAUAAAGACAAAACAGUAGUCAAGACAAACAUACAUUGGUAGAAUUCCUUACUAGAGAGCCAGGAGAAGGCAAACCAUGCUUACAUAUCUAGUCUCAUGUAUUUAUUAGAAGCAUACUUUACUAGAGAUAAUUAGAUUUUUUUAAAAAAAGAAAGCUAUUUAUAACUUAAUCUACAUGUACUGGAGCUUCUCCUUUGCAAGUAUUAGUCAUAAGUAGCUUGACUAGGGGUUGGGACAACAAGCAUCGUGCUUUCAGAUUUUGAAGGUUGAAUACACUGUAGGUAGUUUUUGUACCAUAAAAUGGAUGUUCAGAUUUUAGUGAAUUUGAUCACUUGCAACAUUAUUCUAGUGCAGUGUAAUUCCCUCUACGUAUUGUUGCAAGUGAUUAAAACAUAUUAGUAGUAAUUACAGUAGACCAAAAAAAAAAAAAAAAAAAAACUAAAUAAAGUAUGUAUCAUUAAACCCAGAGAUUAAUUGUAAGUGCAGGAGUGCAAGGAUAUAUCUGAUUUUAUGGUUUGCACUUUUAAAGCAGGACUUCCAAGUAAUUGGCAUUGUUUUUUAUCCAGAUUUUAUUUACCAUGAGGCUAAUUAUCUGUUAUUGUGUAUAAAUGAACUUAAUUUUAUUAAUCCUUUUUUUUUUUUUUUUUUUUUUUUUUUUUUUAAAUAGAGAAAGCCUGUCUUGAAUUAUUAAAAUAAGCAGACAGGAGUAGAUAGUUUACCUUUCUUAAUAUUGUGUAUAUUUCCUAAUACAGUAAGGAAUAUCUCUAUUGUCUCUUUCUUGGAUCAGCUAAAUUACAUACACUUCAUGAGAGAGUGAUGUACUUGAGUAUGGAAGGGACCAACAAGAGUAGAUAUUUGAGAUACCUUAGAGGCAUUUGCUUUUCAGUGUUGUUAAACACUGAGUGUAUUGAAUGAAAGUUUAGAAAUUUUAUUUAAAUGUUUAAAAAUAAUGUUUAAAAAUAAUGUUCAUUAGGCAAAAGAAAAGAACAAAAAUAAAAUAAAAAAUUAAAAUUAGCAUGCAUCUUAGGUAUUAGGUCAUGUACAGGUGAGCUAAUGCUUGAAUUAUGUUUGUUUGUGAUUGGGAACCUCAGAUGAAAUUAACUUCAGAUUACUAAAUUAGAAUUUGCAGCAUUGUUGGUUACUUAUGUUUGCCUUAUUAGUGAUUAUUAGAGAUAAUCAAUAAAAGUGUUUGUUGUUUUUAGUUAAUUCAAUGUGAAGAAAUUAUUUGCAGUAAGCAAGCAGAGAACAAGAGCACAUUCUUAAGUAUGCAUCAUUUUUCCAGUAUGCAUCUCCCAUUAUCAUACAUGUAUAUAUUAUAAAUAUAGGUUGUCAAAUGCAUUUGGAAACCAUUUUUAAUUUUCCUCUUGUUUCAAACUUUACAUUUUACCAUUUUUUGUGAUAUUUCAUUAUAAUCUGUAAUGUACUUCAAGGACUCAAAAUAAGCAUAACAUUUCUUAUUACAUACUUUCAGUGAUAGAAUCAUAACUUUGUACAAUUCUGCGUGAGAAGUUUCAUAAACAUAAUACACACAUUAUGUAGAUUUGCCCACCAAUAUGUAUUUGGCUAUCACCUUGGUCUUUAUCACUGUUUGUAGGUGCAUUAUGAGGUACAAACUUUAAUCAUAUCUGUUAUAAUUGCUGUGUUAUGUCUCAUUUUGUUAUAAUGAAAUUGUACUUUCAUACAAUUACUUAUUCUAUUUUAUAACAAUUUAGUAAAGACUUCUCUGUUAGAAGCCAGUUGAUGAAGAAAUUUGUUGAAGUCUUCAGAGGUCUUAUCUAUAUCUUGGUAUGCAAAUGUGACAUGAAUUGUAUACUGCAUUUGGAGGGAAGACCAUUUUAUAAGUCUUGUAAGUCUAUUCCAUUAAGAUUGAAGUAAUUUGUUCUUAAUUACAGCAGUAUUGGACAUGGUUAUUUAGAAAUGUAAAGACAAGUGUUGGCUGUAUGUAAUCCAUGAUACUCCUCAAUUACUUGAAUAGACUGAGGCCGGAGUCUCUUGAGAGAUUGCACGUGUCACUUUUACUAUGGUUGCUCUCUCUUGUUUUGUUAUGGGAGUGCAUUUUGUAACAUGAUAAAUGCAGCAUGUUGAAAAUAUAAUGAUCUUGUCAUGUUUAUCUGUACUGUUCCCAGUAAUGUAGAAAAAAUCAGUGAAAUAAUUUUUUGCAUAGAUUAAAGGAAGCAAAAAAACUAAUUGGCAUGAAACUCUUAAAAAUACCAUUUGAAAAUGUAAUACUAAAAGGGAUGUGGGAGGGUUUUAAGUAUUUAAAAGCAGUAUUAACAAUGUAUUGCCAUGCUUUUUUGUGAAUAUUGUAGAUAAUUUCAUGUACAGUAAUGAGAUAUGGAAGUAAAAUAUUAUUAAAACCUUUGUAUCUUAUUUAAUAACCCAAAAUUUAUUUUACAUUGUUCACUUGUUCGUGGAAGUAGAAUAAAAUUAUAUAACUGAAUAUUAUACAAAAGAGAUCCAAGUUUAUUUUCAAUAGGAAACUUCCAUCUGAGAUGGAAGAAAUGAUAACGGAUAGUGAUAAUAAAAUAGCUUAUCAAGAAACACUUUUUAUUUUUUGCAAAUAAAACUAUAGUAAUAUCUGUAUAAAAGGAAUAAUUAGAAUAUCAAAACUAUAUGUAACACACAAAACGAGGAAAAAUGCCUUUUGAGCUUGAGUACUUUUGUUUGUUAUUGCCCUCGAACCCCAUUAUACAUUCUGUACAUAAUACCACCACUGGUGGACUUAAAAUUUCGUACCAAAUUUCUUGUGUACCUAUAUUACACAAAUUAAACAAGGUAUUUAUUUGAAAUUGCCCAAAUACUCCGAAGUUAUUAGCCUGAAAGAUAUCAUAAAUGCACCUAAAUAUUUGCCCUAAAAAGUUAUCAAAAGUGAUAUACCUCAAGUGAACUAUUAUGUAUACAUUGGCCCUCAUUACAUGUUCUGAUUCUGUAAAAUAUAUAUCUAAAGAUAAA
This is a messenger RNA of Penaeus chinensis, 10257 nucleotides long. Its product is annotated as protein artemis-like. The transcript has 8 exons. The record is from RefSeq and is a predicted model, not a curated record. Gene Ontology annotation, molecular function: 5'-3' DNA exonuclease activity; damaged DNA binding. The coding region runs from base 152 to 2806 and encodes 884 amino acids. Gene Ontology annotation, biological process: double-strand break repair via nonhomologous end joining; protection from non-homologous end joining at telomere; interstrand cross-link repair. NCBI's taxonomy places the organism in Eukaryota, Metazoa, Arthropoda, Malacostraca, Decapoda, Penaeidae.